UUGCUAUCGCGUCCGCGCCCCCCUCCAUCCAGCUUCCAGCCUCACAUCAACAAUGGGUGUCCUCGCUAGUUCCGCUGACAAAAAGGCCGGUAUUUUAUUAAAAGUGAAGACAGAAUAAGCCGCGACUGUGUUGACAAAGUUGUGCCGGAGUCCCGAUAAACGUACGCUGCUGCUGCCGGUGGGAUUUCACAAAGACUCCCGCUUUUAGCAGCUGUGGAUAACAGCGGCACAGCAGAACUCCACUCGCAGCUGGUUGAAGUGCGGCGAGAGUGUGACUGCUAUGGCCGGCGGAAGAAGAGGAUCCAACCGUACUGCAUACUGCCGUCCUCCACUCAGCAGCGAACCAGGAUCAGUCAGCAAUGGCAACCACUCCACCAGUUCCCCUGUGACAGGUGUGCGGUCCCGCGCUAGGAACGGGUCUGGGACCUGCAUGUCCAGCCCCCCGCUGGCGGCACAGACGGUGGUCCCUCUGAAGCACUGCAAGAUCCCAGAGCUGUCGGUGGAUUGUAACGUCCUCUUUGAGCUGCACCUUUUUAUCUGCCACCUCAUUGGCCUGUUCGUCCACUAUGUCACCAUCUACAAGACUGUAUGGUGGUAUCCUCCGUCACAUCCUCCCUCACACACAUCGCUGAAUUUUCACCUCAUCGAUUACAACAUGUUGGUGUUCACGGUCAUCGUACUGGCCAGGAGGUUAAUUGGAGCGAUCGUCAAGGAGGCGUCACAGAGUGGAAAACUCUCGUUUCCUCAUUCAAUUUUUUUAGUGAUGGCUCGGUUCGCAGUUCUGACACUGACGGGCUGGAGCCUGUGCCGCUCCCUCAUUUACCUCUUCAGGACUUACUCUGUCCUCAGUCUGCUCUUCCUCUGCUACCCAUUUGGAAUGUACAUCCCGUUCUUCCGUCUGAACUGUGACUUCCGUAGAGUAGGUCCACUCUCGCCUAUCGCCAGUAUCGGCUCCAAGGAGGUGGGGGGCAUGGGCCGGGGCAGGGACUACCUGACGGUGCUGAAGGAGACGUGGAAGCAGCACACCAGCCAGCUGUAUGGCGUCCAGGCAAUGCCGACCCACGCCUGCUAUCAGGAACUACCAUUUCUUGGAGUAACAGCAGUAUGUUUCCCUCAGAGUACGCAGUACGUGGACAAGCGCUGGUCCUGUGAACUCUUCAUCCUGAUCUCGGUCAGUACGUCAGUCAUCCUGAUGCGGCACCUGUUGCCACCGCGAUACUGCGACCUGCUUCACAAGGCUGCGGCUCACCUGGGUUGCUGGCAGAAAGUUGACCCCUCCCUCUGCUCUAACGUGCUCCAGCACAUCUGGACAGAGGAGUACAUGUGGCCACAGGGGGUGCUGGUGAAACAUAAUAAGAACGUCUACAAGGCCAUGGGUCACUAUAACGUUGCAGUGCCGUCGGAUGUCUCCCAUUAUCGUUUUUAUUUUUUCUUCAACAAGCCUUUACGUAUACUAAACAUACUCAUCAUCCUGGAGGGUGCUAUGAUCUUCUACCAGCUCUACUCACUGGUGUGCUCCGAGAAGUGGCAUCAGACGAUAUCGCUGGCGUUGAUUCUCUUCAGCAACUACUACGCCUUCUUCAAACUUCUGCGAGACAGAAUCGUCCUGGGGAAGGCGUACUCGUAUUCAAACAGCUCCUCCGACCCCAAAGUCAGUUAGGCUUUAAGUUAUUGUUGGUCUGGUUCAGACAAACAAGCCUAAGAGCUCUGUAUUUUAUAAAAUGCAUUUUGUGUCAAGUUUUUGUUCCGCUCCGCCAUAAUAAAAAGAAAUAUUUUUGUAUUACUUUAAA
Molecule: messenger RNA, 1790 nt
Organism: Cynoglossus semilaevis (tongue sole)
Lineage: Eukaryota; Metazoa; Chordata; Actinopteri; Pleuronectiformes; Cynoglossidae
Gene: tmem39b
Product: transmembrane protein 39B
Exons: 10
Coding region: 281-1660 (459 amino acids)
Cellular component (GO): membrane
Source: RefSeq, a predicted model, not a curated record